This is a messenger RNA of Polyodon spathula (Mississippi paddlefish), 3230 nucleotides long. RefSeq names its product phosphate regulating endopeptidase homolog, X-linked (gene phex). Gene Ontology annotation, biological process: protein processing. The record is from RefSeq and is a predicted model, not a curated record. Bases 112 to 2601 code for a protein of 829 amino acids. Lineage: Eukaryota; Metazoa; Chordata; Actinopteri; Acipenseriformes; Polyodontidae. Gene Ontology annotation, cellular component: plasma membrane. The transcript has 22 exons. Gene Ontology annotation, molecular function: metalloendopeptidase activity.
UGGAAUAUCUCAAGGGGUGAGAAAGCUGAGUGCUCAGAAAAGUUUAUUCCAUACACCGCACAGUAAACCACAGUCACCUCUCGCAAAGGACCUUGGCUCUGACUAGAAUGCAUGACCUCCCAGGAACCUUUCACAGUGCUGCUUUUUAAUUGGAGGAACACUGAAGGCAGCAGUGGCUGCACUUUGUUAAGGGGAUCUUCGACAACAGGGGCUCGUGAAGGCAGGGCAAGCAGUGUGAGAGGGAGUGAAGCACACCAGGGUUGCAGGGUAGCCUCUGAGCCAAGCCGUCCACCUUUGUUUUUGUGUUGGUUUAGUUUUUUUUUUUUAAAACCAAGACCCUCUGGGACCAUGGAGAUGGAGAUGCUGGGGAAUCCAAAGGCAGAGCCUGUCAAGUCAUCCAGCAAGAUGCUUAAAGCAGCGCUUGCUGUCUUCAUAAGUGCUACUCUUGUCCUUGGAAUUGUGGUGCUGUUGGCUAUUCGAGGUAUCAUAAACUUCCAUUGUCAAGAAUACUGUCUGACGCAAGAGUGCAUUGAAGCAGCUGGCUCCAUUAUUAAUAAAAUGGACACGUCCGUACCCCCCUGUGACGAUUUCUUCCAGUAUGCCUGCGGAGGAUGGCUGAAGGAGAACCCCAUCCCAGAAGAUGCCUCCAGCUACGGCAUUUACCCGUGGCUGAGACAGAACGUGGACCUCAAGCUGAAAGAAUUGCUGGAGAAACCUACAGACACAGUAAAAGACAUUGAAGCAAUACAGAAGGCAAAGGUCCUCUAUCGCUCCUGUAUGAAUGAAACUGCCAUUGAGAUGGAGGACGCCAAGCCUCUGAUGAAGCUACUGAGGCAGCCCUCCCUCCGCUGGCCUGUGCUGGGAAACAGUCACGGCUCCCAGUGGGCUUGGGAGGAGCAGAAGUUCAGCCUGGUGCAGACGCUGGCUCAGCUGCGCGGCCAGUACAGCAGCUCUGUGCUGCUCCGCAUGUACGUGUCCACCGACGACCAGGACUCCAGCCGGUACAUCAUCAAGCUGGACCAGGCGCCUUUAGCUCUGUCAUCCAGGGAGGAUUACCUUGAUAACAGCACAGAGGCAAAAGCAUACAGGGAUGCCCUUUUGAAGCUGAUGAUUGACUCUGCGGUCCUGUUGGGAGCCAAUUCCUCCGAGGCGGAGACACAGAUGAAGGAAGUGCUGCAGCUGGAGACGAGGCUGGCUGAGAUCCUGAUUCCAUUUGAAAACAGAACCUCAGAGACGAUGUACAAUAAGUACAGUUUAUCUCGACUGCAGAGAACUGUGCCAAAGUUUGACUGGCUGGGGUACAUCAAAGCAGUGAUGGACACCAAACUGUACCCAGAACUGAAAUCUAUAAAUGCUUCAGAGCAUGUGAUUGUACGAGCUCCCCAGUACUUCAAGGACCUCUUCAAGCUUCUCGAGACAACGGAGAAAAGGACUGUCGCUAACUACCUCGUCUGGUCGCUCGUUUACACCCGGAUCAACAGCCUCAGCCGUCGCUUUCUCUACAGGUUUCAGGAUUUUUCACGGGUGACUACUGGCACCACCUCCUUGACUCCCAGGUGGGAUAAGUGUGUGAACUAUGUUGAGAACACCCUGGCCUACGCCUCGGGGAGGAUGUUUGUGGACCAGCACUUCCAGGAGGAUAAGAAACACAUGAUGGAGGAGCUCAUUGAAGGAAUCCGAUGGGCUUUUAUAGACAUGCUGGAUAAAGAGAAUGACUGGAUGGAUGAAGAAACGAAAAGCAAAGCAAAAGACAAGGCUCAUGCAGUCCUUGGAAAAGUAGGAUAUCCUGAUUUUAUUAUGAACGACACCUACGUGAACGAAGACAUUAAACAGCUGAGUUUCUCUGAGAAGGAUUACUUUGGGAAUGUGCUGCAAACCCUUCGAUUCAAAGCACAGUCUGAUUUUGGCUGGCUUCGCACACAAGUCCCCAGGACACAGUGGUUUACCAACCCCACCACUGUCAAUGCUUUCUACAGCUCUUCCACCAAUCAGAUUAGGUUCCCAGCUGGAGAACUUCAGAAGCCUUUCUUUUGGGGAAUGCAAUACCCUCGGUCCUUAAGCUACGGAGCUAUCGGAGUGAUCGUUGGACACGAGCUCACACAUGGGUUUGAUAACAAUGGUCGGAAAUAUGACAAGGAUGGAAACUUGCAUCAGUGGUGGACCAACACAUCCAUUGCAAACUUCAACCAGAAGACCCAGUGCAUGAUCGACCAAUACAACACUUACCACUGGAAGGAAGCUGGCUUGAAUGUGAAAGGGAAGAGAACACUGGGAGAGAACAUUGCAGAUAAUGGAGGGAUCAGGGAAGCUUUCAGGGCCUAUAGGAAAUGGAUUGAUGAGGAGAGAUCAGGGAAAGAUGAGCCUCUCCUGCCUGGGAUUGGAUUAACAAAUAACCAGCUCUUCUUCCUCAGCUUUGCACACGUGAGGUGUAAUGCCUACCGACCUGAAGCUGCAAGAGACCAGAUUCAGAGUGGAGCUCAUAGUCCUCCUCGGUUCAGGGUUAUUGGUGCAAUGAGCAACUUUGAAGGGUUCAGAAAAGCCUUUAACUGUCCAGAAAGUUCGACCAUGAACCGCGGCUCAGAAUCGUGCCGUGUCUGGUAGCGCUAACUGCGACUGUUUUACACCACCAAUGCAAAUCAAAAUGAGAGAGAGGGGGUUAAGAUUCACUGACAAAAAUAUUCAUAACCAAUUUACAACAGCCUAUGCUUUAAGACAGUUUGUAGAUGUGAUGUGAGCUGUAUUCUUCUGCAAUCAGGAAUAAUGUGCCAUGUUUCUUAAACAGAAGCACAGACUGCAGACUGAGGGGCAAGGGGGAGUGAAUAAUUGCAUUCUAAAAGAAAUUUUAAAUACUGUGAUUCCGUGCUGUGACAGUCACGUCCCUGUGUCACUGUAUGUUGGAAUAGGCGUCUACAUUCCAUUACGUGUCCUUUGAAAUGCAAAGCAUCGCAACUACGUUUCCAUGCCCUCUCUCAACGUAGUGCAUUGGAUUUCUCAGAAACCCCACUGACUAACCUAUUUGCUUAUUUCAUUGAAAAUUACUUGGCAGUCCUUUUUUUUUUUUGUUCUCAACCAAAUCCGAAGAGGGCUUUUUGCAAUAAACAGCGUCAUUGUGUUCCAGAGACGCUACAGUACAUGAGCAAUAAGAAGAAGAAGCUAGGACAGCUGUGUAACGGCUAAAAGCCAGGAGCCCUGUCCCCCAGUCUGUUUGCAAAUGUGGGGUAACUUUGAGG